Messenger RNA from Stegastes partitus (bicolor damselfish), 1412 nucleotides. Its product is annotated as claudin-4-like. Gene Ontology annotation, molecular function: structural molecule activity. The transcript has a single exon. The record is from RefSeq and is a predicted model, not a curated record. The coding region runs from base 149 to 706 and encodes 185 amino acids. Gene Ontology annotation, cellular component: membrane; bicellular tight junction. Lineage: Eukaryota; Metazoa; Chordata; Actinopteri; Pomacentridae.
AAAACCAAACAGCAAAACACUACCAGCAGCUUUUCCAGCCGAGGCAGAGCUUGUAGCAAAAAUGAUCUUAAGCUCGACUAAAGGUGGAUUUUAUUCCUUUUACUUUUGAAUUGUUAGAAUUUUGGAUUGUUUUUUUGUUUUUGUCAACAUGCAGACUCAGAUCGUUGGCUUGUGUUUGGCAAUCAUCGGCUUUCUUGGCACCAUCCUCAUCUGUGGGCUGCCCAUGUGGAAAGUGACGGCCUUCGUUGGGGCAAACAUCAUCACCUCUCAGAUCUUCUGGGAGGGUUUAUGGAUGAACUGUGUGAUCCAGAGCACGGGACAAUCACAAUGUAAAGCCUAUGACUCUGUUCUGGCUUUGCCACAGGACCUGCAGGCCUCUAGGGCUCUGAUCUGCGCCUCCAUUGGUGUCAGCGUGGUGGCCAUCGGGCUCACGGUGGUCGGGGCUCGCUGCACCAACUUCUUCCGUGACGACCGGCUGACCAAAACCAACGUUGGCCUGGCUGGAGGCGUUGUGUUUAUAAUAGCAGGGCUCCUGUGCAUUAUUCCAGUCAGCUGGUCGGCUCACACCAUCAUAACAGGUUUUUACAACCCUUUGCCAACAGAGUCAAGGAGGGGAGAACUCGGAGCUUCCAUAUAUGUGGGCUGGGCGUCCGGCGCUCUGCUUGUCAUCGGAGGAAGUGUGCUGUGUACCACCUACAGAUGCUGAAGAGAGAGGAGGGAACCACAGUGGAGUUCACAAUGCUGUGCAUCCAAACAAACUAAAUGUACAAUAAUUGUUUACUGUGAUUGACUUUAUUUAGAUUCAGGCUUUGAUUAAAGCUCUAAUUUCUUCAUUUAUUUCAAUACUAAUUGCACUAUGCUGAUGUUUUGCAAAAAAAAUAAGUUUCAUAUCUGUGAAAAAACAUGCAGCUUGUAACCCUAACUAUGAAUUGCAUGUCCAGGGCAUGUACUGUUUGUGUUUUUAAAGUGAACCAUAAAAAAUGAAGUCUGCUUGAGCUACGAGCUGCAUCAUAUGAUGUUACAGAAUGCUACAUGAAGGUUAUGUGAAGUGUUUUUAUAUGUAUAGUACAAAUUAUGAAUGCUGCAAGAAUACACGUUUUAGACUGUUGGUGUUUAAUCAUAAUCUUAGUGUUCUUUUUUUAACUGCCUGCGUAGUGAGGAAAUUUCUCAGAGUUUUACUUGUUGUUUUAUUGUAUGUCAGUGCCAGCAGAAAUUAAAUGGGACACAGCAAAUCAAUAAGCUAAAUAAAAAGUUAACUUUUCCAAUGAAAGUUGAAUUGUAGCGAAUGUCUCAGUUCAUGCUUACAAAGCUAUGCAGUUGCUGGCCAUGUCAAAAGGACAAAACUGUUCAUUUUUGUAAUUCUUUUUUUUAUGACAUACCAAUAAAUUCCCUUUGUAUAUUUCUUAUCUUUA